GACGAAAUGUGGACCUGUUAAUAUUCCAGUAUCACAUCUAAAUAAAUUCUUCUUCUUUCUUUUUUUGCUAUUCUUAUUAGCAAUGUAGGUUUAUAUACAAUGGAACUUCCAUGAUGUCAGGUCAUAAAGGCGAAGGAGUAUAUGGAGUGAAUUUUAUACUGUACAUUUCAUCUCUGAGAACGCAUCGAUGCAGCACGGCUAAGGUUUUAGGCUAUGCUGCACAUUGUCAACUCGAAGCGAAUACUGAUCGUCCUAUUGCUGGCUAUAUCAAUUUUUGUCCUGAUACAUUGAGUCAUGAAUAUAAUGAUAAAAUGCGUUCUUUAUUCGUUGCUACUCAUGAAAUUUUGCAUGCAUUGGGAUUUUCUACAAGUCUAUUUGCAUUCUACCGUGACAAGCAUAAUCGACCAUUGACACCACGUGAUCCAACUACACUUAAACCUGCACUGGGCUGGUAUCCUGGUAAAAAUGGGCAAGUAUAUCAAUGGAGCGAUAAAGUGGUUCAAAGAGUUAAUCGUACCUGGUUAAGCGCUUUGGGAACUUUUCAAAAACUAGCACAUAUUGUAGUUUUACCAACAGUUGUACGUGUUGCACGAAUAUUCUUUGACUGUCCAACUCUUGAUGGUGUUGAGCUGGAAGAUGAAGAUGAAGCUGGUGUAUAUUUAACUCAUUGGGAGAAACGUCUUCUAGAGAACGAUCUGAUGACAGCUACAUUUACAAAUUCAUAUCGUAUUUCACCGAUUACACUGGCAAUGAUGGAAGACACUGGCUGGUAUGUAGCAAACUAUGCAUUAUCACAGUCUUUCAGUUGGGGAAAGGGGAAAGGUUGCGUUUUCGCCACUGGUAGUUGUUUGGAGUAUAUGCUAGAACAAAAGCUUCGGGGUCAACCAAUUACACCGUUCUGUCAACAUUUACAACUUUCAUCCAGCUUGAAGAAUAAGAAUGGUGGAUUACAAGUUAGCUGUACACCUGAUGGAGAAAGUUAUGGAUUUUGCAAUCUUAUUGAUUAUCCUGAACCAUUGCCUUCUGAAUAUGUUUAUUUUGUUCGUGGGAAUAUGUCAACAGGUCAAACAAAUGAGGAGAUCAGUUUACCCACCACUGGUGCAUCAGAUAAUCAAUAUCCUCUUGUUAAAAUAGGCGGUAAAAUAGCCUUGGCUAAUUACUGUCCAUAUCAUCAGGAAAUAGAAUGGGAAGACAAUGGAGGGAAGGCUGUGGCUAAUACUCACUGUCAUACACCUACUAAUCUUCAAGACCCUCACAAUAACUUUAAGCUUGAACGAUUCGGUAUGGAAUCAAUAUGUGUGCAACACAGUUCCAAAUGGCAUUUAACAAAUGAAAAUUCAUUAUUUCUUCCACCUGUAGAAGGAGCUGGUUGUUAUACUUUCCGAUGUUCAGCUGAUGAAGGUGGUCUAGUGCUGGAAUUGGCUGGAAGUAUUUCAAUCCCAUGUGAAGUUCCGGGAGGAUUAAGUGAAGUUAACGCUUGUUUAACAAAACAAAGUCUCACUGUGAAUGGAAAACUCAUUUGUCCAGAUUGUAGGAAUCUUUGUCCUCUCUCUGAAUGUCCACAAGUGAAUUCCAUUUCACAACAUGAAUCAGCCUAUAGCAUGUCAAACUCUACUUACUAUUCCUCUUCUGCGUCUGCGUCUUCGUCUUCCGCUCCCUCCAUUUAUGAAACAAAAAUGUUCAGUCCUAAAUCAAAAACUAUACACUAUCAUUAUUCUUGGUUGGGUAAUGAUAAUAAUAAUAAUAAAACUAUGCUUAUUGUAGAGAAUCCUUUGUAUAUAGUUGAAGAUGUUAAGCCAAAACAUGGUGUAGUUAUACAACAGGCGAUUCUUCCCGGUCAAUGUUCAGCCAAUGAUCUUUCUAAGACUUAUGAGAAAAAUAAAAAAGAACCAAUAUUUUUUCUUUGCAUUUUUAUAACUCAAUACCUGUUUGAAUAA
Molecule: messenger RNA, 1937 nt
Organism: Trichobilharzia szidati
Lineage: Eukaryota; Metazoa; Platyhelminthes; Trematoda; Strigeidida; Schistosomatidae
Source: the annotation of a GenBank genome assembly